UAUUCUCAGAGAUAACCAGUGUUAAAGUUUGGGAUAUCUCUUGACUGUCUUCUUUAAAAUAUAAUGUAUACCUGUAUACACAUAUUGUAUACAUAUACUAUAUACACAUUAACUUUUUAAAAACACAAAUGAGAUCUGUAACUUGCUGUUUCCAUAGCAAUAUAUCAUGGAUAUCAUUACUUGUCAAUAUGUAGAGAUGUACUUUAUCCUUUUUAACAGUUCUUUAGUGUUUCACUGUCGACAUGUCAAUAUUUAUUCCCUAAACCUCAAUUUUGGUUAUUUUCAAUUUUCUACUAUUGUAAACAAUGUUAUAAUGCAGAUUCUUGUACAUACAUCUUUGGGUAUUUGCUUCAUUAUUUCCUUAAGAUAAUUUCCUAGAACUGGAAUUGCUGUGUUGAAGGAUAUGAAGUUUUAUUUUUAUCUGUCUUCAACUUUAUUUAUUUAUUGCUGUAUAUUGCCAGAUUGCCCACCAAAUAUUAAUUAAUAAUUUACAAUCUUGGCAUCAUAGUAUAGUUCUAUGAACAGGGAAUACCUAGUCCAACCUGAAGUUCAAGAGCGACUUCUUGGAGGAGGUGACCCUGGGUCUGAGUCAUGGUGAGAAUUUAUCAAGCCUUCAAAAGAGCAGAUAAAUAAUCCACAAGGACCCCGGAUCAGAGAGUGCUCUGAGCUGGGUUGCCCCACUGUGCUUGUAUCUGCACGCUCCAACACUAGGCAUCAUUGACAUAUUAAAGCUUAGCCAAAUAAAAUUGUUCUUUGUCAUUCUGUUUUCAACUUUUACUUAUUCAUUAGGAUGAUUUCAUAAUCCAUUUCCUGGUUUAGAGGAAACAGGAACAAUGGCUACUGAGAGUACUCCCUCAGAGAUCAUAGAAAGAGAACGAAAAAAGUUGCUUGAAAUCCUCCAACAUGAUCCUGAUUCUAUCUUAGACACGUUAACUUCUCGGAGGCUGAUUUCUGAGGAAGAGUAUGAGACUCUGGAGAAUGUUACAGAUCUCCUGAAGAAGAGUCGGAAGCUGUUAAUUUUGGUACAGAAAAAGGGAGAGGCGACCUGUCAGCAUUUUCUCAAGUGUUUAUUUAGUACUUUUCCACAGUCCGCUGCCAUUUGCGGCUUAAGGCAUGAAGUUUUAAAAUAUGAGAAUAUGGUACCUCCUCAAUCUAUGGAGGCAAGCAAGAAUUCAGAAGAUGCUUUUUCUCCUGGAAUAAAACAGCCUGAGACCCCUGAGAUCACAGUGUUCUUCAGUGAGAAGGAACACUUGGAUUUGGAAACCUCUGAGUUUUUCAGGGACAAGAAAACUAGUUAUAGGGAAACAGCUUUGUCUGCCAGGAAGAAUGAGAAGGAAUAUGACACGCCAGAAGUCACAUUAUCAUAUUCAGUUGAGAAAGUUGGAUAUGAAGUUCCAGCAACUGUUACAUAUAUAAAGGAUGGACAGAGAUAUGAGGAACUAGAUGAUUCUUUAUACUUAGGAAAAGAGGAAUAUCUAGGAUCUGUUGACUUCCCUCAAGAUGCAGAAGCCACUGUGGAAGAGGAGGUUUAUGAUGACCCAGAGCACGUUGGAUAUGAUGAAGAGGACUUUGAGAUUUCAGAAACCACAGAGUUCUCCGGUGAAGAACCAAGUUAUGAGGAAUCAGAAACCAACCUUUCAUUGGAGGAGGAACAGGAGAAAAGUAUAGAAGAAAGAAAAAAGUUGUUUAAAGACAUCCUGUUAUGUUUGAACAUGGAUAGAAGCAGAAAGAUUCUGCCAGAUUUUGUUACACAAUUCUCCUUAGAUCGAGGACGUAAGUGGACCCCGGAGAGUCCAGCAGACUUAGCCUGGAAUUUCCUGAUGAAAGUUCAGGCACUAGAUGUGACGGCUAGGGAUUCAAUCCUCAGGCACAAGGUUCUGGAUGAAGAUAGCAAGGAGGAUUUGCUGCCUGGAGUGGAGAAUUUGGAAAUUCGAGACAUACAAACCAUUAAUCCCCUUGAUGUCCUUUGUGCCGCCAUGCUGUGUUCAGAUAGUUCUUUGCAACGCCAAGUCAUGUCAAACAUGUAUCAGUGCCAGUUUGCUCUUCCCCUGCUACUGCCAGAUGCAGAAAACAACAAAAGUAUCUUAAUGCUGGGGGCCAUGAAGGACAUUGUGAAGAAGCAGUCCACACAGUUUUCAGGAGGGCCUACCGGGGAGACAGAAAAGUUUCUGACUCUCAUGAAGAUGCCUGUCAUCUCUUUUGUGCGUCUAAGAUACUGUAGCUUCUCUAAGUCCAGAAUCCUCAACACACUUCUCAGCCCUGCCCAGUUGAAAUCACACAAAAUCUUUCUUCAUCAAGAUUUGCCUCUUUUGGUGCUUCCCCGGCAAAUCUCUGAUGGCCUGGUUGAGAUAACGUGGUGUUUUCCUGAUAACGAUGAUAGAAAGGAAAACCCCUGUUUUUUCCAAAAGCCUGUUGCUCUGGCUAAUCUCCGUGGAAAUCUAGAAAGCUUUUGGACUCAGUUUGGUUUUUUGAUGGAAGUUUCUUCAGCUGUGUUUUUUUUCACUGACUGUCUAGGUGAGAAGGAAUGGGACUUGCUAAUGUUUUUAGGAGAAGCUGCCAUUGAAAGAUGCUACUUUGUUCUCAGUCCCCAAGCCAGAGAGAGUGAAGAGGCUCAAAUUUUUCAGAGGAUGCUGAACUUGAAGCCAGCACAGCUACUGUUUUGGGAAGGGGGAGAUGCUGGGAACAGAAGGAAGAACAUGGAGGGCCUUCAAGCUGCCCUCCAGGAAGUGAUGUUCUCUUCUUCCCUCAGAUGUGUGUCUGUGGAGGAUAUGGCCGUCCUGGCCAGGGAGCUGGGGAUUCAGGUAGAUGAAGACUUUGAAAACACUCAGAGAAUUCAAGUUCCCUCAGGAGAAGACAUGGCUGGAACAGCUGAAGAUGAGGGUCAGCAAAGACGCAGUCAGCUAAAAAGCUCAUCUAAAAGCCAAGCUCUAAUGCCAAUACAAGAGCCUGGAACUCAAUGUGAGCUCAACCAGAAUCUUCAGAAAGUCUAUGGUACCCCAAUAUUCAGGCCUCUUCUAGAGAACUCCUGGCCCUUUCCAACCAGAAUUGGAGGUAACUUUAACCAUGUUUCCUUGAAAGCCCCCUGGGUUAUGGGCCACCCCUGUGGGUCAGAGCAGAGACCUAAGUGGUUCUGUCCUUUGCCCUUUCAGAAUGCAAGGGCCCGGGGCCAAGGUAAAAGUUUUGGUAUUCAAUCAUUCCAUCCCCAGGUAUUUUAUUCAGGUGAAAGAUUCUUGAAAUUUUCCAGAGUUGCUCGGGGAGGUCACUUGAAUGGAACAUUUGGGAGACCGCCAAGACCCAUUUGUCAGCAUGUACAGGCCUGCCCUGAGAGACCACAAACGAUGGGAACUCUUGAAAGGUCUGGGACAGUAGUCUCCCAGGUAGGUCACUCCUAUUCCCUGGGUUCACAGCCCGCAAGAGCAGUAAGGAAGCCAUGGCCUCAGCAAGCUUGUACCAGGGGAACAGAAUUAACUGAAGCAACUGGAAAACUGAUAAGAACAUCCCAUAUUGGAAAGCCUCAUCCUCAGUCCUUUCAACCAGCAGGAACCACACAAAAACUAAGACCUGCUUCUCAGCAAGGAGCCCAGAUGAAGAUGCAGGUUAGGGCUUCAAAUCCAGCUCUCCAAAUAGGGUCCUAUCCCAUAUCCAAGAGCUCUCAGUUCAAAUCCGAUCAGUCCAACCCAUCCACAGUCAAACACUCCCAGUCUAAACCCUUCCAUUCUGUGCCCUCUCAACCUAAACUCUCUCAGAAAAAAUCCUGUCAGUCCCAGCCCUCCCAAACUAAACCUUCUCCAUGUGAGCCCACUCAACCUAAGCCAAGCCAGCCCCAGCCUCCCAAGUCUAAGCCUUCUCAGCCUAGACCCACUCAACCUAAGUCAUCCUCAAUCAAUCCUUCACAAGCUAAGGCACACCACUCAAAAGCAGGGCCAAAGAGGGGAGGGAAGCAUUAAAGAACUAAGUCCAGAGAUCUAUAAAGCAUAUCCUUUACCCAGGCCAUCCCAAUCAUAUAGUAAGCAGAAGAGUUGCCAUAAAGGUGAAAGACUACUGUCACUAGCAUGUAAAACAAAGAAAGAUAUACAUGACCGAAUUGGAUAUCUUUUUUUCUUUGUUUGUUUGAGACAGAGUUUUGCUCUUGUUGCCCAGGCUGGAGUGUAAUGGCACGAUCUCGGCUCACUCCAACCUCCGCCUCCCAGGUUAAAGCGAUUCUCCUGCCUCAGCCUCUAGAGUAGCUGGAAUUACAGGCAUGAACCACCACACCCAGCUAAUUUUGUAUUUUUGGUAGAGGCAGGGUUUCUCCAUGUUGGUCAGCCUGGUAUUGAACUCCCAACCUCAGGUGAUCACCCACCUAGGCCUCUCAAAGUGUUGGGAUUACAGGCGUGAGUAACCACUCCCAGCCCGAAUUGGGUAUCUUUAAGAUAUCUGUGAGAGUUGUAUUCAUAACCAAGAAGAAAAAUAUGAAAAUAAGACUAGAAUCAAGCAGUAGAUAAUUGAAUCCAAUCUUGAGUAUUAUUAGAUAAUGUAUAGUUUGCGCCCAGGGAAUGGGGGUCUAUGAGACAGCCCCACUUGGAGAAGAAUGGGGUUAGGGUCUCUAAUUGCAAAGUAACUGUAAAACAGGACGAAAGUUGCCUCUGUGUCUGAAAAAGUGUCUUAGUUGUUGGCUGCUCCAGAAAUGUCUUUGUCAAAAGUUUCUGGUUCAAUAUCAGCCACUGAGCAGAUAACCCUGCUUAUUUGGUGUGGUUAAAUCAACUAGCUUCUGCUAAUAACCCCAAUUUGCUUGAAUGGUAAAACUCUCUCAUUUGACCCUUAUAGGUAGAAAUAAUGAAUUAACAACCAAUAAAAUUAAUUAUUUGGCAUUAA
Molecule: messenger RNA, 4854 nt
Organism: Chlorocebus sabaeus (green monkey)
Lineage: Eukaryota; Metazoa; Chordata; Mammalia; Primates; Cercopithecidae
Gene: CARD6
Product: caspase recruitment domain family member 6
Biological process (GO): regulation of apoptotic process
Source: RefSeq, a predicted model, not a curated record